This is a messenger RNA of Sceloporus undulatus (fence lizard), 4505 nucleotides long. RefSeq names its product zinc finger protein 263-like. Gene Ontology annotation, biological process: regulation of transcription by RNA polymerase II. The record is from RefSeq and is a predicted model, not a curated record. Bases 704 to 2821 code for a protein of 705 amino acids. Lineage: Eukaryota; Metazoa; Chordata; Lepidosauria; Squamata; Phrynosomatidae. The transcript has 8 exons. Gene Ontology annotation, molecular function: RNA polymerase II cis-regulatory region sequence-specific DNA binding; DNA-binding transcription factor activity, RNA polymerase II-specific.
CAAACCCUAUGAUUAGCCCAUAGCAGUUAAAGCGGUAUCAAAGUGCAUUAACUGUGCAGUGUGGAUAUACCCACUUCCCUCCCUCCUCCCUUUUUUCUCCUUCCUGAAAGUAGGAGUUGCACAUCCGGAGCCUUCCACCAGAGGGCGAUCGAGCGAAGCUGAAGCUGCUUCUCCAUUGAACGCCAUUGAGAGCAGGAGGAAGAGAAGAGAGCAAAGGAAGGGAGCCUCUUUCUGGGAGGUGGCUGCUGGGACCUGCAGUCUUCUCCCAGUCUCCUCCAUUUCCAGCCAGGGAUCCAGGAGCAGCCCUUCCCACUCAGCCUCCUGGAGGGAGCCAAGCUGUCAAAGGGAAGAGAUAAGCAGCAAAAAACCCCAGAGACACACCAGUUUCCUCUUCUGGAGAAAGAAACUCAAUUUUUGGAUAUUUUUGAGGAAUGGGCUCAUACUGCUGUGGGACUACUAACAGUUGCAACUCUUCUGCUAUCCAGUAAAUUUUACAACCCCUCAGUCAUCCUACUGGCAUGCUAGAAGCUGAGCCUUGAAAACAGAACAUCCAUCUUUUUAUCUUCUAUGUCUCUUAGAAGGAUCCAAGGGGAUUGAAAGUUAGCUGAUAAAUUGGCCUGAAAUCAACCUCCCGGAAGAGUUGCUGUGAAGCUUGAGCUCUGUCAGUUCCUAGCAAGCAGUGGCGGUGAUAAAGGAGGAAAAAAUGGUGGGAACAGACCUGGGAGAAGGGCUGCUCCAAGUGGGGAAAGCCUCCAGGGUAGUUCUGCCUAGAAAUAUGGCAGAGAGGCCGGGGUGGGGAGUGUCACAAGAGAGCAAAGAGGAACCCUCCAAGGGAAUGCAACAACGUUGGGAAGCUCAAUGGCAGGAGUUCCUGAAGACACUGCAGCCUAUUCACACAAGCGAGGAAGACUCAGCAACGAUGGAGACUGCUCCAUGGGAAGACACCAAGGCCUUCCUGGCCUCCUUUGAGCAAGUGGCCAAAGCGUGUCGGUGGCCUAGAGAAGAGUGGGUGACCCGGCUCCAGCCCUCCCUGAGCGGAGUAGCGGAACAGGCCUUCAAUAUCCUGGAAGCUGAAGACCAGGAGGAUUAUGGCAAAGUGAAGGCCGCCAUCUUGCGUGGGGAUGCCCUGAGGAUGGAGAUGCAGCGUCAGCACUUCCGGCAGUUCUGCUGUCUGGAGGUUGAAGAUCCGCGGAAAGUUUACAACCAGCUGCAGGAGCUUUGCCACCAGUGGCUAAAGCCAGAGAAACGGAGCAAGGAGCAGAUCCUGGAGCUGCUGAUCCUGGAGCAGUUUCUGGCUGUUUUGCCACUUGAAAUCCAGAACUGGAUCCGGGAAGGAGGGCCUGAAACCUGCACGCAAGCAGUUGCCCUGGUGGAAGAUUUCCUAAUGAACCAACGAGAGGCUGAAGCAGGCAAAUGGCAGGGUACGUUGCAAAAGGUGUGCCUAAGUUCCCAGGAAGCAGAGGAAGAUCCUGUGGGUGACCCAGAGAAACAGAUCUACAAAGAAGCCAAACGAAAUGGUGUCGGAGAGAUCACUUUGCUGGGCAGUGGCAUCAAGUGUCAAAGUCACUCUAGUUCCUUACUUCCCUCAGAAGCUCAAGGAAUGGCUGAAGCUGGACCAAGUGAGGGACCAGUGAACAUCAAGGAGACCGGUGCAUCCUUGCAUGUGGUUGAGCCAGCUCUGAUACAGCCUGGCCAAAGGACCAUGUUCUGGCAAGUCCUGCAGGAGGAAGGUGGGGACACAAAUUCCUUGGAAGGAUUUUUGGCACCCAAAGCUGACCUUUCUCCCCAAUCCCGAAAUGAAGAGAUGUUCCACCAGUUUCCAGUGGAAUUUGAGAGACAUUCAAGCCAUGAUUCAGGUGACAAGAAGGGAAGCAAGUUCAAGAUGGAGAGCUCUCGGUAUGGAGUAAAUGAGCUAGAGGAAGUGCCCAGGACACGACCAGAGUUAACCCAUGGGAAUGUGCCAGUGACAGCUGAGAUGCACAAGGAAAGAUGUGACGAGAAGAGAAGUUGGAUCAUGAUGGAGACUUUACAGUAUGGAGGAAAUGUGAUGGAGGAAACACCCGGGACAGUGCCACGUGCAGAUCAAGGCAAUAUUCCUGUGACAGCUGAAAUAAACAAGGGAAAAUGUGAGUCCAACAGGGGACAAGGGAAGGAGCUGGUGAAAGUUCAGAAUGAAUCCAGCAAGUUCUCAGAAGGUUUUGUUGCUGAAUGGAGUGAGAAACAGAUAGCAUACACAAGGGAUAAGCUGCCUUUGUUCUCCAAGCAUGGUAGAAGUACCUACCACAAUCCAGGAGUUGUUCUGAAACACGUUGGAGAGGUCCCGUCUCAAUAUCUUACAGUGAUGGAAAGCUUCCAGGAAAAUCCAGACUAUCAGGGAAGGCUUACUGGAGAAAAAACAUAUAAAUACACAGAUACCUUUCCUGCACUCGAUCAGACAGAAAAUCUACUUGGACAUCAUAGUAGUCAAACAGGAGAGAAAUCUUUUAGUUGCCUUGAAUGUGGGAUAAGCUUCUCUCAGAGACUGCAGUUGAUGGCUCAUCUGCAAAUCCACGCAGGAGAAAAACCCUAUAGAUGUCUUGAGUGUGGGAAUUGCUUCAUUCAGAGAAUAAGUCUAAUGAGACAUCAGAAGAUUCAUGCUGGAGUAAAACCUUACAAAUGCAUUGAGUGUGGGAAAAGCUUCAUCCAGAGCACACAUUUGAAGAGACAUCUGAGAAUCCACACUGGCGAAAAACCUUUUGAAUGUGCAGAGUGUGGGAGAAACUUUUCAAGGAAAGAUAAGUUGCUGGGACAUCAGAGAACACACUGUGGUCAGAAGAGCUAACCAAGUCCCCAAAUGUAAGAGAAUUUGCAUCUGAGAUAAACAUCUGAUGGAACAUCUAAGACUCAAGAUAGGAGAGAGACUUUAUUACACUGAUGAGUGUGGGGAAAACAUUACUGAAAAGAUCAGGCCUUCCCACAGAAAAGUAUGAGUAUGUGGAAAACUUUGGUUCCAAGGCAGGACAGAUUAGCCAUGCUGGAUAUUAACAGAGUAAACAAAGAGAGAAUAAUCAGUCUUAUGAGUAAAUAUGUGUUACAUAGGAUUAUAAAUAAUUUCAAACAACUGUUUUCUUUAGGUGUUGUCUUCAUAGAGACUGUGGGAAUUGAAGAUAUGAACAUGUCUUUAAAGUGAAGACACUGGUGCCCAACCUAGUUGUUCGCAGCUUUGGAUCUCUGACUAUUACUGGCUUAUAAUGCCUGCCAAUUUUGACCAUUGGUCAUGAUGGCUGGGCUGAUGAGAGUUUAUCAGUAAUGUUUAGGGAUCCAAGAGCAGCUGUCAAGCUCAUUCUUGUCUACCUGGCUGGUAAUGGCUCUCUAUGACUUUGACAGAAUGCUAUGCUUGAUUAUUCAUCCCAAAAUCCCUGUAGGGCAUUGGUAGAGUUUAUAUUCCUCUUAAUUAGCAACUAUUUCUAUUGGAGGAUAUCUCUCAGGGGAAUGGAUUUUGAUCAGGGAUCCACUAUAGCUGGCUUCAGUGAUAUAUCACAACUGUCACACACUUCUAUUACUGAACAGUACCUUGGUAGAAGGUGGUUGGCUGAAGUAAACAUUUUAGGGAUGUUUCUCAUGCAUCAUAAUAUAAUUUAAAUGUAUAUGUUUGGAUAUGAGCCAUUGUUGCUGUUACCACUUUCCCAAGCAUAAUUCCCAAGUCUAAGUUUCAAUUGUAUCCUUCCGUCUUUGACAGGGAGAAUAUACUGUGAUGUACAAUUGGUAGGAUAGAAGACAAGUCUGAUCUUCCACCCCCUUGAUGGUUCUUUGCUUGUGUCUUUGAUGAGCUGAAGCAGAUUGGUCUUUCCCCCCAAAAUAAGUUAAUUUAUGUUUAGUGAUUAAAUAUAUGCAAGUUGUAAAACCUACAUUCCCCAGGAGUGGAAUCUGGAUUAAUUUAACAUGUAAUCAUUUGAAGUAGUUCAUAGUGCAUGGAUGGUGAACUUCAGAUGCUGACCCAAAUCUAACCUUCUGGAGUUUUCCUAAUAACCAUAUCCUUUUCCCCGUGACACUGCCAUUGCUCUUUUCCCAGCGUUUCACAUGGUUUUCCUCGUUCUAAAUUAUUGAAUAACUGUUAUGUUUAGUCUUAAAAUGAAAUAUACUGAUCUUUUUGGUCCCCACCUUUUUUCUUUUGCCCUGUCCACCACUGAAACAUCUUGCUCACUUGAAAACUUCUCUGAAAUUGAAUUCAACCCUCAGGCUGAAAGAGGUUUCUUACCCUUUUCCUAAAAAUGGGAGGGGGAAAAAGAUGCAAUGACACCAUGAGUUAGGAAGACCAGGAAGAAGGAAAUUACAGAACUAAACAAGAGGUGACCAGAACCUAGACCAAAUGCCUCUCUCUUGUCUCUUCAGGUGAUGGGAAGAGAAAUUGGAUCAAGAUGGAGAAUCCUCCAGUGGGGGAACUUUUGCCAAAGGAAACACCUAGGACAUUGGAAGAAGUGUCUCCAUGGAGUUUCCCUGUGACAUCUGAAAUUCACAAGCAGAGA